CACCAUUCAAUCCGUGAAUCUUGUAUUUAAACUAAAGGAGGAGAAGUUUUGUUCAUAAUUUAGAAAAUUCAUAACUCAUUGCCUGUCAGGUGUCGGAGUGUUUGCCUUAACUUUUACUUUCAAAUUAGUUUUGUUAAAGUUAUUCACUAAAUAUGAAAAUCAUAUUAAGUGUUUUGGCGUUAUUAUUAUGUGUGUCGGACUUCAUGAGGGUAUCGGCGGUCUGUCCGAACAUACAGACAGUGCAAAACUUUGAACCCGAAAGGUUUAUGGGCAAAUGGUAUGAAAUCCAGAAAUACCCGAAUGUAUGGGAAGCCGGACAGAAGUGUAUCACAACUAACUAUGAGCUCAACCCUAACGGCACCGUAAAUGUGCUCAAUUCAGGCGUUUAUAAAUUAAUCAAUUACCCGAUUAACAUCAGAGGCCUGGCCACACCAAAUGCUACCGAUCCGGCUAAGUUUAACAUAGAGUUCAGACGAUUCGCCGGAUUCACCGGUAGAUCAAAGCUGUGGGUAUUGGAGACUGAUUAUCAAAACUAUGCGCUCACCUACUCGUGCUCUUCCCUGCCUGUCGUUCCCAUUAAUAUCGAAAACGCAUGGAUUAUGAGUCGGACCCCAAUCCUGGACCCACAGAUCGUGGACCUGUUGGUGAACAGACUGUCAGCCAUGAAUAGUCCGACCUUUUUAUUCUUCAGGACCGACCAAAACAACUGUCCCAACACUGAUAGCACUGAUGAUAGGAGUAAUACUAACCUAUAAGUGACUCGCAAUUCAUCAGAAUAUUUGACAAGAGUUGUAUUAUUAUUGUGCUUAACAUUUAAACUAUUUUUUUG
Oppiella nova is the source of this 829-nucleotide messenger RNA. NCBI's taxonomy places the organism in Eukaryota, Metazoa, Arthropoda, Arachnida, Sarcoptiformes, Oppiidae. The record is from the annotation of a GenBank genome assembly.